AAAGACACCGCGGAGCUUCGCGGACGCGCGCGCGCCCUUUCGUAUGUGUGUGUGCUGUGUGCACGCGCGUGCGUGCGUGCGUACGUGUGGUGCGUGCGAAACAGGCUAUAAGGGAAGAGAAAGAGAAGAAGAAGGGGAAGAAAAGAAAAGGGAAAGGAUUAGUAAAGGGAAUAGAAAUAAUUGGACAGUGCGCAGAUAACGUGUAAUUUUUUUUCUUUCUAAGACAAUAGAGAAAUAAAAGUAUCUUUUCCGCGUUUGAGAAAAAUCUUGUAGAAAUGAUAGAGAUUAAACAGAGAAGGUUCUAAUUUGCGAAGAAUAACUAAAUAUCGUUGAUUAGAAAGGAGAACAAAAAGGUGCGACGUUUAUCGUGGCUUUUGGGUUGAGACAGAAAGAAAUAGAAGAAAGAAAAAGAAGGAGAGGGAAAAAGAGGGUCAGAGUCAGCGAUCUCUUUUGAUUGUUUGCCAGGAACUCUUCCGAGUGACAUAACGCGCGAGCAUUCGCGAAGGAAUUUCACGUUUGAGCUCGAAUCUCCUUCAACGAGCUCUUUGUAAACGAAAACGAAAACGAAAGAGAGAUAGAGUUUUAGCUACACCUAUCUCUUGUCUGCAGUUGUCCAAUGAACAACCACUAUACCACGACCGAACAACUACAUGCGUCGCGUAACCGCGUGGAAUUGGCUACUAAGUUCGCGCGAGUGAAUCGUGGCUGAGGAUUGGUCACUCGUUAAUCGUUGUCAUUGUCAUCGGUGCGCUUUCUCUUUUCUCCAAUUAUUAAUUAUUUUUGACGCGAUCAUAAUACAUAUAUAAUUACGUAUGAAAUAAGGAAGAGAAUUUCUUCGUUGAUUUAGUUAUCGAAACGAUCAAUUUCGUAGAAAUCAAGAAGAUCGACAGGUUUUUUCUACCAAAGUACGGGUGGACUUAGAAAAAUCGAAGACGGACAUGCGAAGACGAGAACAAUGAUGACGAUUACUGCUCGUCGAUGCUGAAAUAGCUAUGAAGUAUUGAAGAGUCUUGUACUCGAGCUAGCGGAUGAAGAGAGUCGCCAGUUAAGAUGAGAGUUCGUAAAAGUUGAAGGAGAGAAAGGAAAAAAUCUACACAACGAACAGCAACAACCUGCCUCGUCCAUUGCGACCAGCCACAUAUCUCACGUUAAGAUGACAUAGAAUGGGUUGGGUGGUGCUAGGGCGGUGUGCGGGUGGUGGUGGCCGCCUCUCGUCCAUCCUCUCGCUGUCUCUCACCUCCCUUGCAAGUUCCCUCAUCUUUACCAUCCUCUGUAUCCUCACACUUGCUCUAACUCUUGCCAGUCUCGUUCGUGCCGAAAACAACAUCUUCGAGGAGGGCAAAUCGGACAAGGAGAUUCUGGACGAUCUGCUGCAGACGGCUCGUUACGACAAGCGGCUUCUGCCCCCGGUCCAAGGGCUGUUGGGUGUUACAGAUGCGGAUUUCUGCUGCGGAAUGCAAUGGCCUGGUGACACCACCGGCCUGGCAAACCGGUCGUCGACCUUCUCUAACGACCCCAAGAACCAGAACAAGAACCAGAACAAUAUCCACUACACGCCGCACCAACACCUUCGCACUCACCUUCGCGGAACCUUGACCGUCAACGUGAGCGUGUUGCUGCUGAGUCUGGCCUCACCCGACGAAUCCAGUCUGAAAUACGAAGUGGAGUUCCUGUUGCAGCAACAGUGGUUCGAUCCGCGGUUGCGUUAUAGCAACAGAUCGCGAUACGAAUUCCUUAAUGCGAUACACCAUUACGACAAAAUCUGGCUACCGGAUACGUAUUUUAUAAUGCACGGCGAUUUUAAAGAUCCCCUUAUACCGGUUCACUUCGCUCUGCGAAUAUACCGCAAUGGCACCGUCAACUAUCUUAUGCGGCGUCAUCUAAUCCUAUCCUGCCAGGGUAGACUCAAUAUCUUCCCAUUCGACGACCCACUGUGUUCAUUCGCUAUCGAGAGCAUAUCGUACGAGCAGACAGCGAUCACGUACGUUUGGAAGAACGACGAGGGUACGUUACGAAAAAGUCCGAGCCUGACAUCAUUGAACGCUUACCUCAUUAAGAACCAGACAAUCACGUGUCCGAUUAAAGUAAGCUGGCGAGCUGAAGGACAAUUCAUCGACUACGAGGACGAGUUCGAUGAGUUCGGGGACUCUAAGUGUUCGCUGUGCCAGCGCAGGUUUGAGGAGCAAGGUAACUACAGCUGCCUGAAGGUUGAUCUAAUCUUUACUCGGGAUCGUGCCUUCUACUUCACGACGGUCUUCAUCCCGGGUAUCAUUUUGGUAACCAGUUCGUUCAUCACGUUUUGGCUCGAAUGGAAUGCUGUACCGGCACGCGUGAUGAUCGGCGUGACGACGAUGUUGAAUUUUUUCACAACGUCUAACGGCUUCCGAGGAACUCUGCCGGUGGUUUCAAAUCUGACCGCCAUGAACGUUUGGGAUGGCGUUUGUAUGUGUUUCAUCUAUGCGAGCCUUCUCGAGUUUGUCUGUGUAAAUUACGUCGGCCGCAAACGACCGAUGCACAACGUUGUCUAUCGUCCUGGCGAAAAUCCCGUCACCCAGCGGCUUCCAGCGGUGCUCAGCAGGAUAGGGAUUAUAUUGGCCAGCCCUUUGAAGCGAGAGGGUGGACCUCCAACUGGUGGUGGAACGGGACCGAACGAGAUCGUUACUUGUACCAACUGUGGCCCAAAUCCAUGCACGCACACAGCCACCAAUGGUUGCACAGCUGAGAUACGAAAAAAAGAACCACCGCAUCCAAUCAGAGUGGCGAAAACGAUCGACGUGAUAGCGAGGAUCACCUUUCCGGUCGCCUACUUCAUGUUCCUUACAUUCUUCUUCAUCCAUUACAAAGGCAGCUCAUAGAAUAAACGAUGAAAAAUGGACGAUUGAUUGAUCUUGGACUAUGAAAAGAUCUAAAUGAUCUAUAAGAGUUCUUCGUUCGUGAAAUAUUAUGGCAAAGACGAAGAUAACGAUGAUUACGAUUACGAUUACGAUUACGAUGAUGACAAAAACGGCAAUAUUUGUCGCGUGUGUUAGCAUCUCUCUCUCUCUCUCUCUCUCUCUUUCUCUCUCUUUCUCUCUCUCUCUCUUUCUCUCUCUCUUUCUCUCUCUUUCUCUCUCUCUUUCUCUCUCUCUCUCUCUCUCUCAGGAGGAUGCCUUUCAAUGAUUGACCAAGCGUGUCUCGUAAAAUAUGUGUCCGGCCAAAUUAUCAGUCGAGAGUAGAAACGAAAAGGAAAAAUAUAAACAAUGCAUAAGAUUA
This is a messenger RNA of Polistes dominula (European paper wasp), 3252 nucleotides long. It is a transcript of the gene pHCl-1, whose product is annotated as pH-sensitive chloride channel 1. Gene Ontology annotation, biological process: monoatomic ion transmembrane transport. The record is from RefSeq and is a predicted model, not a curated record. Gene Ontology annotation, molecular function: transmembrane signaling receptor activity; extracellular ligand-gated monoatomic ion channel activity. Gene Ontology annotation, cellular component: membrane. Lineage: Eukaryota; Metazoa; Arthropoda; Insecta; Hymenoptera; Vespidae.